Gigantopelta aegis is the source of this 2108-nucleotide messenger RNA. RefSeq lists its product as uncharacterized. The record is from RefSeq and is a predicted model, not a curated record. The transcript has 3 exons. Lineage: Eukaryota; Metazoa; Mollusca; Gastropoda; Neomphalida; Peltospiridae. The coding region runs from base 1411 to 1959 and encodes 182 amino acids.
CAGCGUCGUAGACUACAAUACCGUCUAUUAAUAAUGUUUUACGUUAAUCUUUACUGGAAACGGGAGAAAAUAUUUUAAAUUUUGAGACUACCAGCGAGCACCAUGUUCGGUCUGUUACAGAUCAUAUACAGAGCCUGCUCCGACUGGAACAAUGGCCACGUCAAAACACUGAAACAGAAUCACAAAGACAUUCACUAGACAUCGAACUUGUAUAUUUGCAUGAUGCAGCGAAAGAAAACGUGUUUGAGACCUAAUUACGUCAAGAAGAUUUUAAUUCUAACUGCAGGAGGAAAAUUUUUAUUGGAGAAAGUUACGCCACUGAUUCCCGCAAACACGUCUAAGAACACGUGGUGUUGUAUAAUACAGGUAUAUGACAGCUGGACAUGUGUACCACAAGGGGAAAAUUCGUCUACAUUCCUCCAAUAUGGAUACCUAAAGAUCUAGUAAAGUGUUGAAGGAUUUAAAAGACAAUGCGUUGUAACCGAAAAUGGCAAGUGUGAACGUGACGGAACGUGUCAGUAAAGCCGCGAACACAUUUAUCCGGCUUUUUUCCCUUCCGCACACGUUAUCUGUCGUCCGUCGUCCGUUUUGUACGAACACACCUAUCAUGUGUUUACGCAAGUUCGUACGAGAACAUAACAAUGCAAAUAGUUCGAAACAAAAAAAAUCUCCGUAAUUAUCUGACAUGUCGAAAUUUCUACAACUCUGUUACAACACUGAUGAUGAUCUGGUGAUGUAUUGCUACUGUACUGAGGCCUAAUUCACAAAGGUCUCUUAGGCUCUGCUAGACAACAAAGCAUCCUCUUUGUAAGUCUUUUAGCAUUGCGCUGCGAGAUAGCAAAGUUGCGAGAGUUUAGUGAAUUAGGCGCCAUGUAUAGAAAAAAGAUUAAUGUGUUUGCGGCUUAACAGACGCGCAGUCAUCCGCUUCUCCGAACGAACACGUGCUCAUCAAAUAUAAGAGAAACAACGGACUUACCUUCCGCAUUCCAAUGCACAUUCCAAUUUUGUUUAAGAUGAAGUCAGACGUGAGUCCGUGCUCUCUUGAGUUACCCCCCCACCUGGGGGGACUUAUAGCAACAUAUGGAAUGUUGUUGGAGUACCGCGUCGCGUACACCGGGUCACGGGCAACCGUGACUUUGGUGUACGGCGACCUGGUCCCAACCAAGACUAGGAGGACGAGGAAGAAGAGGAGAAACCCGCCAGGAACGGUUCGGGGGGGGGGGGGGGCCAACCCCGGUGGCUAAACCACCGGCAGCGGCUCCUUCUGCUUCGCCGUUUCCUGGAGUUUCCACCGGAAAGAAGGAAGGGAAGCCAGUUCCGACCGGCCCAGCUCCCGCUCCGGAGGCGGUCCGAGACGAGGCUAGUAUUACUAGGACUCCGGCUCGUUCCAGCACUUCGCCUCUCCAUACUAUGGAUAGUAUUGACGUGUCACCAAUUCUACCGGUGUCACCAAUGGCUAUCCCGGACCGCCAAGGAGCUGUUGGGAAGCGCAAGGCAGAGGUGGCGACCACUGUAUCAACCACAAGAACUCCACCAAAACAACCUCCGCCACCACCAGAAGGUGCAGAGUCCGGCGAAUCCAUGGACUCCUGGACUCUGCACGGGAAACUGGAUCGCCGUUAUUCCAAGUGCGCUGUCGUCGAUGUCCUGGACACCAAGCACCUCUUGGCAGCGCCCCGUUGCCGGAACUUUGAGGAUAUCCCGAACACAGACGGCGAAUACGAGAUGCACCCGGUGACCUUUAAGGAUGGGAGGUCGGCUGUGAGUAUUACUCAUCACCUGGACAACCGCUACAGCCAGGCUCUACUGUUUGCUGAGAUGGACAACAUAUCGAUUCAUCGCCUGAUGAAGAAGGUGUUCCACAAACAGUAUCCUGUGAUCACUAGACUGCUAGCGAAGCCGGAUAUACACCAGCUGAUCCCCCAUCUAGACACCAGGGUGUGGCUCUCCUCCCCCUAGUCAACCUUUCCUCCGUGAGUACUAACCUCUUUUAUUGGGCUAGUUAGACUUUAAACGUUUUGGAAGCAGUUCUAAAUUCUUAUGUUUAUUUUUUUAUAAAUAGUCUAACGCAUUUUAUUUUGGCGCCCGUUCAAUUGCUCAAAAUCACC